Messenger RNA from Suncus etruscus (white-toothed pygmy shrew), 3995 nucleotides. It is a transcript of the gene SLC12A7, whose product is annotated as solute carrier family 12 member 7. Gene Ontology annotation, cellular component: membrane. Gene Ontology annotation, biological process: chloride ion homeostasis; chloride transmembrane transport; potassium ion homeostasis. Bases 28 to 3312 code for a protein of 1094 amino acids. The transcript is spliced from 24 exons. NCBI's taxonomy places the organism in Eukaryota, Metazoa, Chordata, Mammalia, Eulipotyphla, Soricidae. The record is from RefSeq and is a predicted model, not a curated record. Gene Ontology annotation, molecular function: potassium:chloride symporter activity.
CGCAGCCGGGCUGUCGCUAGGGGCACCAUGUCCCAGCGCUUCAUAGUGACCCCUGCCGAGGGGGACACGGGGACGCAGCACCCCAGCCCGGCCGGGACCCCGGAGCCCGUGCCCGAAGAGUCCAACUCGGAGACGCGCGGGGACGCGCUACCCAUUCUGCGCUACUGCCACGAGCCGAACCGCUACGGAGAUGGAACCCCGAGGGAGAACAGCCCCUUCAUCAACUUGGAGAUGGAGCGAGACAGCUCUCUGGAUGGUCGAAACAUGGCGCUCUUUGAGGAGGAGAUGGACAGUAACCCCAUGGUGUCAUCGCUGCUCAACAAGCUGGCCAACUACACCAACCUGAGCCAGGGCGUGGUGGAACAUGAAGAGGCAGAGGACAGCCGGCGGCGCCAGGCCAAGAGCCCACGCAUGGGCACCUUCAUUGGCGUCUACCUGCCAUGCCUUCAGAACAUCUUGGGCGUGGUCCUCUUCCUGCGCCUGGCCUGGAUCGUGGGUGCAGCUGGCGUUCUGGAGUCUUUGCUCAUCGUGUCCAUGUGCUGUGCCUGUACAAUGCUGACAGCCAUUUCCAUGAGCGCUAUUGCCACCAAUGGCGUGGUCCCAGCGGGCGGCUCCUACUACAUGAUCUCCCGCUCUCUGGGACCUGAAUUCGGGGGUGCCGUGGGCCUUUGCUUCUACUUGGGGACGACUUUUGCUGGGGCCAUGUACAUCCUGGGAACCAUUGAGAUCUUCUUGACGUACAUCUCGCCCAGUGCAGCCGUCUUCCAGGCUGAGUCUGUGGAUGGGGAGGCAGCCGCAAUGCUCAACAACAUGCGUGUCUACGGCACAGGCACCCUGGUGCUCAUGGCCCUGGUUGUCUUUGUGGGUGUCAAGUAUGUCAACAAGCUGGCCCUGGUCUUCCUGGCCUGUGUGGUGCUGUCCAUCAUGGCCAUCUAUGCUGGGGUCAUCAAGAGUGCACUGGAGCCGCCAGAUAUCCCGGUGUGUCUGUUGGGGAACCGCACUCUUGCCCGCCGUGGCUUUGAAGCCUGCACCAAGGCACUCACUGGCCCUAAUGGCUCGGUGAACACUGCCCUCUGGAUGCUUUUCUGCAAUGGCUCUGCCCUCACUGCCUCCUGCGAUGACUACUUCACCCAGAACAAUGUUUCUGAGAUCCAGGGCAUCCCUGGUGUGGCCAGCGGUGUCCUGCUGGAAAACCUAUGGAGCAUGUACGCAGACAAGGGAGCGUUUGUGGAAAAGCAGGGAGUACCCUCUGUGCCCGUGGCCAUGGCUGAGGAUAGCAGGUCCAGUGGACUGCCCUAUGUGCUCAAUGACAUCACCACUUACUUCACCAUGCUGGUUGGCAUCUACUUCCCAUCUGUCACGGGAAUCAUGGCCGGCUCCAACCGCUCUGGGGACCUCAGGGAUGCUCAGAAAUCCAUCCCCACAGGCACCAUCUUAGCCAUUGUGACGACGUCAUUUAUCUACCUCUCAUGCAUCGUCCUCUUCGGAGCCUGCAUCGAGGGUGUGAUCCUGCGGGACAAGUUUGGGGAGGCCCUUCAGGGCAAGCUGGUCAUUGGCAUGUUGGCUUGGCCAUCCCCCUGGGUUAUUAUCAUCGGCUCAUUCUUCUCUACCUGUGGGGCUGGCCUGCAGAGCCUUACAGGGGCACCGCGCCUGCUGCAGGCCAUUGCUCGGGACGGCAUCAUACCUUUCCUGCAGGUAUUUGGUCAUGGAAAAUCCAAUGGGGAGCCCACAUGGGCACUGCUGCUCACUGCCUUCAUCUGUGAGAUUGGCAUCCUCAUCGCCUCCCUGGACAGCGUGGCCCCCAUACUUUCCAUGUUCUUUCUCAUGUGCUAUAUGUUUGUGAACCUGGCCUGUGCCGUGCAGACGCUGCUGCGUACGCCCAACUGGCGCCCCCGAUUCAAGUACUACCACUGGACUCUGUCCUUCCUGGGCAUGAGCCUGUGCCUGGCGCUGAUGUUCAUCUGCUCCUGGUACUAUGCUCUCUCGGCCAUGCUCAUCGCUGGUUGCAUCUACAAGUACAUCGAGUACCGAGGGGCCGAGAAGGAAUGGGGUGAUGGAAUCCGGGGGCUGUCUCUGAAUGCCGCCCGCUAUGCUCUGCUGCGUGUGGAGCACGGACCCCCUCACACCAAGAACUGGAGGCCUCAGGUGCUGGUGAUGCUGAACUUGGACGCAGAGCAACACGUCAAACAUCCCAGGCUCUUGUCCUUCACGGGGCAGCUCAAGGCAGGCAAGGGGCUGACCAUCGUGGGCUCCGUGCUGGAGGGCACCUACCUGGACAAGCAUAAUGAGGCCCAGCGGGCUGAGGAGAAUAUCCGCGCUCUGAUGGGUGCUGAGAAGACCAAAGGCUUCUGCCAGCUGGUGGUGUCGUCCUCCCUACGGGAUGGCAUGUCACACCUCAUCCAGUCGGCUGGCCUGGGCGGUAUGAAGCACAACACAGUGUUAAUGGCCUGGCCGGAGUGCUGGAAGCAGCAGGAUAACCCCUUCUCCUGGAGGAACUUUGUAGACACGGUGCGUGACACCACAGCUGCGCAGCAGGCCCUGCUGGUGGCCAAGAACGUGGACCUGUUCCCAAACAACCAGGAGCGCCUCAGUGCAGGCCACAUAGACGUGUGGUGGGUGGUGCACGACGGAGGCCUGCUCAUGCUACUGCCCUUCCUGCUGCGGCAGCACAAGGUGUGGAGGAAGUGUCGGAUGCGUAUCUUCACUGUGGCCCAGGUGGAUGACAACAGCAUCCAGAUGAAGAAGGACCUGCAGAUGUUCCUCUACCACCUACGCAUCAGCGCUGAUGUAGAGGUGGUGGAAAUGGUGGAGAACGACAUUUCUGCCUUCACCUAUGAGAAGACACUGAUGAUGGAGCAGCGGUCCCAGAUGCUAAAGCAGAUGCAGCUGUCCAAGACGGAGCGAGAGCGGGAGGCACAGCUGAUCCACGAUAGGAACACGGCCGCCCACGCAUCAGCUGCCAAGACCCAAGCGCCAGCCACACCGGACAGGGUGCAAAUGACGUGGACCAAGGAGAAGCUGACUGCUGAGAAACACAAGAACAAGGACCAUGGCUCAGCCGCCUUCAAAGACAUUUUCCUGAAGCCGAACCAGUCCAACGUGAGGCGGAUGCACACGGCCGUGAAGCUCAAUGAUGUCGUCCUCAACAAGUCACAGGAUGCCCAGCUGGUCCUCCUCAACAUGCCCGGGCCCCCCCGCAGCCGGCAGGGUGACGAAAACUAUAUGGAAUUUCUCGAGGUCCUGACUGAGGGGCUCAACAGGGUUCUCUUGGUGCGGGGCAGCGGCCGGGAGGUGGUCACCAUCUACUCCUGAGGCCCCCGAGGACACUGGGGCAGCCAUCUCCCAGCCUCGGUGACCACAGUGCUUGCCUCGGCCACUCCGACCACGCCAAUCACGCUCUAGAAACCGCUUCCUCCUGCUGGUCACCUCAUGGACACUGGGGGGCCGUGAACAGGCUCCAGGCACUCACAGGGGUUCACUUGAGCCCUGACUGCCCCAGCCAGCUCGGGCUACAGGCCAAGAUUGGAAACGUCUUGCCUGGCCCCCAGGACCUGCACUGGAUCUCUGGCAUCCAAGGGGGCCUCCUGGGGCCCAUCACCCCUCCAGACUCUGCACUUUACUUGGCUCUGCUUCCUGGGUGAGGGAGCAACCUCCUUACCCCAUAUGCUCACUUAUUUAUUGAACCGCUCAGGCAGAGGGGACCCCAGUUCCAGGCAUUGCUCUAGGGUGUGGCCUGUGCUGAGCUCACAGGUCCUGGCUGUGUGCCUCUUGGGUCGUCAUGCCCCCCUCCCCCAAGAGCCAGGCAGGCCAGUGCCAGGACCCACCAUGUGCCCGUACAUCUAUCACCAGUCCUGCUCCAGCACAGCAGUGAAGUUGGCACGAAUGGAGGUUCCAUCCCUGGCUUCCUGUUGCCGCCCUGCAGGGGCCUGUUGCCCUUUCGUAGGAGAUGCGUCUUUGUAUGAUUUUUUAGUAGAAUAAAAAUUAUAUGGAACCUG